Molecule: messenger RNA, 954 nt
Organism: Hyaloperonospora brassicae
Lineage: Eukaryota; Oomycota; Peronosporomycetes; Peronosporales; Peronosporaceae
Source: the annotation of a GenBank genome assembly
AUGUCCCAGCGAAGAGCGUCCCUGUCGCUACGGCAUUCCAAGUCGCUGUCCGCCCCGCCCCGUCGUCGCAAGUCGCUCGAGGACGAGCCCAUGACGCGCGCCUCUUCGUUCUCAAAGCGCCGCAUCGAGAAGCAGCCGCCGCGUGUCGGGUCCAUGCAGACGAUGGAGCAGCUGCUGCUGGACAACGUGCACGUCGAGUUUGUCAAAGCCGUUGUGGCCGGCAAGAACAUGCUCGCCAGUCCCCGGUACGUCAUGCGCAUCAGCAACACGGCACUGCAGCAGUCGUGGGAAAUGGCGCGGACAUUCAAGGAGUUUGGCGAGCUCAAGGAAGCGAUCAUCCGCGUGCUCGACCACGGCCACUUUUGCCCGUCCAACUGCCCGUGGCUCUACAUGUUUGCGGCCCACCAGUUCCCGCGGCGCCGCAUCUUUCGCUCGCGGCGUCCGUCGGUCAUUGCAGGCCGUCUCGCAGGCCUCCAGACGUACGUCUCGACGCUCUUGCGCAUGGCCAAGCAGAACCGCAACUUGGACUGCAGUGUGUCGUCGACGAAACUCCCGCAGCUCCUCUACGACUUUCUGUUCGAGGGAAUGGUCUUUGGCCAGUCGGACUGGACGCGCCUGAGCGAGCAGCGGCUGUCACUCGCGGGCCGCGACAGCAGCUUCCUCGACAGUGACCCGACCCAAGAGCUGGACGACUGUUCCCUCUGUCGCCAGGCGUUGUUUGCUGACGACUAUUGCGUGUCGAUCAUCCCGGCGUUCCCGAGCAGCUCGCGCUCAAUGUCGAGCGGUGACAAGAAGGACGACAGCUGUGCAAUGGCUGGACUGACGACGCUGCCCUGUGGCCAUUGUUUUCAUGACGAAUGCAUUCUCGAGAAGCUCAACGAGUCGCUCCUAUGCCCACGCUGCGCAACACAUGCGUCGUGCCCAUUGCCAUUGUCUCGGGCGAGUGGGCACUAG